Messenger RNA from Phoenix dactylifera (date palm), 696 nucleotides. Lineage: Eukaryota; Viridiplantae; Streptophyta; Magnoliopsida; Arecales; Arecaceae. The record is from RefSeq and is a predicted model, not a curated record.
AUGGUGAGCGCGGAGAAUGCUCGCCAAGCAGUUGGAGUUGUGGGGAAUGUCCUAUCCUUCGGUUUAUUUCUCGCCCCAGUGCCAACAUUUGCGACGAUCUGGAAGAGGAAGACUGUGGAGGACUUCUCGCCGCUUCCUUACCUUGUGACGCUGCUGAACUGCAUGCUGUGGGUGUUCUACGGCCUUCCAGUGGUGCACCCCGGCACCAUACUCGUCUCCACCAUCAACGGCGUUGGCGUCGUCCUCGAGACCAUCUACCUUUGCAUCUUCUUCUUUUACUCCCCCAACCGCCUCCGUUUACGGGUGCUGAAGUUAUUGGCCUUCGAGCUGGUGUCCAUGGCAGGCGUGGUGAUCGGUGUGAUCCUGGGCGCUCACACUCACUCGAAGAGGCAAGUCAUUGUUGGGGUGCUGUCCGUCGUCUUGUGCACGGCCAUGUAUGCCUCUCCCCUAUUCAUCUUGAGAUUAGUCAUCAGCACAAAGAGCGUGGAGUACUUGCCCUUCUACCUCUGCCUUGCUGGAUUGUUUAAUGGCGCAUGCUGGACAACAUAUGCACUCAUUCGCUUUGACAUUUUCCUCUUGAUUCCGAACGGGCUUGGGGCAUUGCUUGGUGCGGUGCAGGUGCUGAUCUACUUCUACUACCACCACUCGACUUCCAAAGCUCCAUCCAAAGGAGAUUUACCUGCAGCAGCUGCCUGA